AUGACAUCUAAACCGAUUCAAUCAUCAUCACCAACUCAAUCGAAAUAUUUAUAUGAAAAUAAAUAUGAACCACAAUAUGAUCAAUCAGUUAACAUUCAUUGGAAUUCAUAUUCGAAAACAGAUCGAAGACUGAAUUCAUCAUAUUUUCAACGUUCGACUCUAUUCAAUCGAUCAUAUGACCAUAUUAAUAUACCAUAUGCUUCAAAUGUCUAUGGUGUAUAUCGUCGCCCACCAUCUAACAUAAAAUCUCCGCUUUCCAUAUAUACGAAUCCAAGUAAAUGUAAUAAUCAAAGAAGUAAAUCUUAUCAUUCUCAGCCACGUCAAUUAUCUCAUAGUAUUAGUGAUGAUUAUUACUAUCAAAAACAUGACGAUCUAAAUGGUCUUAUCAAUGCUAUUUAUGGCGAUGCGAAGAAGAAUGAAAAUAAUAAAUAUGAAUAUAACGAAGAAAAUUGUUCGAAUGUUUUCAACUACACCUUUGCCAAUACAGGUGAUGUCAUCUUACCUAUGGCAACAUAUGAAAAUGUUGGACUUAUAAACACACCUAAUAUCAAUAAUAAUAAUAAUAAUAACAAUCUUCAUUCUUUAUCAACACCAUUAACUCGUGACUCAUACGAUUAUUCAUCAACAACAUAUAAUCAACAAAUAAAUUCGAAAUCAUCUACAAUGCCAAAAGAUCAUUAUCAAAAUGCAACAAUAACAACUAAACAUGAUAUUAUUCCAUCAGAAAAUGAAACUAAUUAUUUAACACCAUCUGAUAUAGAUUCAACUAUAAAAUCAAAUGAAACAACAAAACGAAUAAAUAAUACAAAUGGAAAAUUUUCUCUUCAAAAAAUGAUACGUCAAGGAUUUUCAUCAUGGCGUACAAGAAAAAAACCACCAUCAUUAUCAACACCGCCAACAUCAACUAUAUCAACAAAUUUUUCAACACCAUCUUCACCUCCUUCAUCUACUAAACAUUAUAUGGCAAUGGAUAAUGAUCUAUCACAAACUCAUCCAUCGACAACUAUACGUUCAAUGUCAACUGAUUUAGUUUCAAAUCCACUAUCAUCACAACGAAUUAUUGUUACAGAACAAAUUGCUCCUCCAACAAUUCGAUCAAAUAGUGUUGAUUGUGCGACAGUAGAUUUUGAUCGUCCAUCAACAAAUAUUCGUGGUUAUAUUCAAUCACCUUGGGCAAAUUCUUCCACAUCAAUGACUUCAAAUACUAAUACGACAGAAUCGAUAUCUUCUCGUCCAGAACCUUUAUCAACAAGUCGAACAUUACCGACACAAUUUAUUGAAAAUACAAAAACAUUGACACCAUUAUCAAUAGGACCAGCAUCUGUUAAUGUUUCAACAACGACAGAAACAACAAAUAGUACAACACCUUUAAUAAUAUCAUCAAUCAAUUCAUCUAAAAUUCCACCUCCUGUUGCUCCUAAACCUGAUAUAAAUCGUUUUACACCAAUACGUUCCAAUUAUUUAAAUAAUAAUCUUUCAUCAUCAUCAACUACUACACCAACUCCAUUUUCUCCUUCAACAUCUAAUACAAUUGAACAACGUCAUGUUGCUUUUUCCAAUAAUCUUAUAUCAAAUCAAUUUAAACCUAUUAAUGAUAUAAUAAAUGAUAAUAAUAUUAUUUAUGCUAAUAUUAAUCCAUCAAAUACAAUAUUAAAAGAAAAAUUUCAAAUAUAUAAUUCACCUGUAAAUAAUCGAAAUACAUCAUCUCCAACAUUAAUAUCAAAUAGUAUCAAUGAAAAACAAAUUUCUAAUACAACAAAUAAUAUAUCAUCAUCAUCAUCAUCAUCAUCAUCAACAAAUUCUUCAUCAACACCAAUAAUUCAAACAACAAAACAAAGUAUUAUACAAGAUAUUGAUACAACUAAAUAUGAAGAAAUUCCAGCUAAAGAACCUGAUCUAUCACGACAACCUGAAAAAAGUGCAUUAAAAAAACCAAAUGGUAUUAAACGUCGUGUUAUACCUGUUUUUCGAGAAAAUCAACGACCAUCACCACGACCAAGUCCUAAAUUACAACCUGUUAUUCUUCUAUCUCCAUCAUCAACAAUAAAAACAGUAAAUAAUGAAGAAAAUACAAAUUCAGAUGAAAAUUCUUCAUCCGAUGAAGAAAAUUAUACACCAAAAAAACGUUUUGCUAAUGUACAACGUAAUGAUUCAUUAGCACGUUUUCUUAAAGAUCGUCCAUUACCAGAUGAAUUAUAUGAUAAACAUAUUCUUGUUAAAUCAUUCGAUGAACGUAAAAAUGAACGUGAAAAUAUUGAAACAAAAUUAGAACGUAAAUUAUCAUUACGACCAAGACCUGAAGAACUUGAAGCACGAAAUAUUUUACGUGCUAAAACACAAGCUGAAUUAAUGGCAGAAAAAGAAGAAAAAAAACGUUAUUUAAUACGAAAACUUAGUUUUCGACCAAGUAUUCAAGAACUUCGAGAUCGAAAAAUUAUUCGUUUUUGUGAUUAUAUUGAAGUAUCCGAUUGUGAUGAUGUUGAUCGACGUGCUGAUAAACCAUGGACACGUUUAACACAAAGAGAUAAACAACUUAUACGAAGAGAACUUAAUGAAUAUAAAAGUUCUGAAAUGGAAAUUCAUCCUGAAAGUGCAAAAUAUACACGUUUUCAUCCACCUUAG
Molecule: messenger RNA, 2622 nt
Organism: Rotaria sordida
Lineage: Eukaryota; Metazoa; Rotifera; Eurotatoria; Philodinida; Philodinidae
Source: the annotation of a GenBank genome assembly